Daldinia caldariorum is the source of this 3936-nucleotide messenger RNA. Its product is annotated as P-loop containing nucleoside triphosphate hydrolase protein. Gene Ontology annotation, cellular component: Smc5-Smc6 complex; site of double-strand break; nucleus. NCBI's taxonomy places the organism in Eukaryota, Fungi, Ascomycota, Sordariomycetes, Xylariales, Hypoxylaceae. The transcript is spliced from 4 exons. The coding region runs from base 357 to 3860 and encodes 1167 amino acids. The record is from RefSeq and is a predicted model, not a curated record. Gene Ontology annotation, biological process: double-strand break repair via homologous recombination. Gene Ontology annotation, molecular function: damaged DNA binding; single-stranded DNA binding.
GUGGGCAGUGGGCACGUUUUACCGGGGUUCGCGCCUGGGUAACCGCGUCUUAGUUAAUCGCGUCAGGCUCUAGAAAAUAUAAUUUACGAAAUUCAAUUGCGCCUACUUCGGCUGAUACCUCUACCUAGGUACAAUCCCGUCAUGUAAUUACUUAAAAACAAUUCCGUUUGAUUUUACCCACCGUUCCCCUUAUCCUGCUUUAUCCUUCCUAAUCUACCAUGACCUACCUUUCCUAACAAUAGUAAUUGUCUUACCCCCGGAGGAUUCGGUCAUUUCUCCUAUGUAAAAUCUACGACGAGAGCGCCCCUCAGUUUAAUUGACACAGCCAACAACAAUAUCGAGCAAACAAAACCAUCAUGUCCCCCUCAUCCGCAAAGCGCUCUCGCCGAGUUGCAUUCGACAAAGAUGAAGAAGAUGGAAUCGCAAUUACCCAGGCUAGUUCCAGCAUAAAAACCGAAUCUCAGCGAAAGAAGAUUCGAACUUCAAAUUCCGGUCCGAGUAGAAAAACAGCAUGGACGUCUCGCCAAGAAACUACUUCCAGCUCCGAUGAAGACGAGACGAUGCUAGCGCCUGACGAGGAACAGAGCCCACCAGCUGCUACGCAGUACGAAAUGAUGCGCGAUGCCGGCUUUAGACAUCUUGAGAAUACCGAUCUAGACGACCAGCGAGCGACACAGCGUCUGAAGAGCCGUCCUCAUAUUCUUGGCGAAAAUCAAGUAGCCCUUAAUGCCAUCAUCGAAAGCAUCACCUGCUUCAAUUUCAUGUGCCAUACGAGACUGCAUGUCGAACUCGGACCUCUUCUCAAUUUUAUUGUGGGAGAGAACGGAAGCGGGAAAAGUGCCAUUUUAACUGCCAUAACCCUAUGCUUGGGUGGUAAAGCUAGCGCAACGAAUCGCGGCGGAAGUCUGCGAAGUUUCGUCAAAGAGGGCCAAGAGAAUGCCGUUCUAAUCGUCAAGAUUAAGAACCAAGGUCCCGAUGCUUACAAGCCUGAACAUUUUGGAGAAUCCAUAAUCGUAGAGCGAUACUUCAGCAAAUCUGGCGCGAGCGGCUUUAAGCUAAAGUCUUCUACUAAUAGGAUCAUCUCAACCAAGAAAGGCGAUGUAGAUGAUGUCGUUGAGUACUACUGCCUGCAGGUCGAUAACCCGCUCAAUGUACUCUCCCAGGAUAAUGCACGCCAGUUCCUCAACGCUGCUACUCCUGCGGCCAAGUACAAAUACUUCGUCCAAGGUACCCAGCUAGAGCAACUGGAUCAAGAUUACCAACUCCUCCAAGAAACGCUUGAAGCCAACGAGACACGGCUUCUAGCGUUCGAGGAGAAUAUAUCGUUCCUCAAAGAGAAGAGUGAAAAAGCUGUAAAACUGAGGGAUGCGCUCACAAAGAGUGCGGAGAUGCGAAGACAAUCUAAGGUUUACUCAAACCAGUUGGCAUGGGCUCAAGUCAUGGAACAGGAGGCUAUCUUAAAGCAGAAAGACGAAGCUGUACUUGCCUCACAAGAGGAGAUUCGCCGAAUGGAAGCGACGAUUGCAGAGAAGACAGAAAUCCUUGAGACGAUUGACGAUAAAGUUCGGGAAGCUGCUGAAGCCUUAGACGUACUCCGCCAAGAGGAAGGCCAAUUCAAGGAGAAAGAAGAGGAAGCGAAGUUGAAUUAUGAACGCGCAAGACAGUCAAUCGAGACAACCCACACGCAAGAGAGGGAUAUCCAUCAGCAGCUUAAUAAUGCUUCACAGAAGGUCAAGGAGUACGAAAAGAAGAUCCGUGAAGAAGAGCAGCGUCUAGAAGAGGUAAACGGUGGUGCUCUCGCUGCAAAGCAACAAGAGCUAGAUGACGCAAAACGCGCUGUGGACGAUAUCAGAGAAUCGCAGAAGACCCACGCUGAACGCAGCUCUAGUCUAUAUAGCGAACGUGACGAAGCUCAGAGGAAGGCUCAGGAAUCCGAAGAUUUGGUUGGACAGAAGCGACAGGAAAUUCAAGCCGCCGAGUCUCGGAUACGCACUCUGUCUCAGAAUCGCAGCGACCCGUUUGCUGGCUUCGAGCCCCAGGUGCCUCAGCUCCUGCGACUGAUCGACAGUGACAGCGGGUUUUCUCAGAAACCUAUUGGCCCCAUCGGUACUCAUAUCCAGUUAACUAAGCCCAAGUGGUCGUCAAUUCUAGAGCAUAUAUUUGGAGCAAGUCUAAAUGGGUUCGUCGUUGCGAGCAAAGCCGAUCAAACUCGGUUAUUCUCGCAUAUGGAGAGACUGAAGCUCCGAAAUUGCCCUAUCUUCAUAGCUUCGAGAACCGUGAUUACCAACUUGAGGGAACCGGAUAGAAACUUUGAUACCAUUUUAAGGGUGUUGAAAAUCGAUGAUCUACGGGUAAGAGAUCAACUGGUCAUCAAUCACCGCAUUGAGCAGACCAUCCUGAUCGAACAACGAGAAGAGGCAGAGCGCGUCAUGUUUGACGGUCAGCUGCCGGAAAAUGUUUCAGUGUGUCUAUCUUUUCACGACAAGAAAAGGGGCCACGGCCUGCGGCUCAUGAAACGCGGCCCAAACAUGUCCACCAGUCCGGUUGCGCCUAGUCACGAUCAAAAGUCUCGCAUGAAGUCUGAGGAUGUGGAGUCACAGAUCAACUACUUCAAAGAAUCCCUUGAGCAGCUCAAAGUCGAGUACCGAGAGCUGGAGACGUCCAGAAGGUCCUUCCAACAAGCAGUCCAGCGUUGUGUACACGCUAUUUCUCAGCACAAGAGGCAAGGGGCCACUUUUGAGAAAGACCUGCGUAACGCUCAGGCCCGUGUUACCCACAUCGAAGAAGAACUGGACAAGUUUGAGGGUGUCGACAACAAACUGCAGGGAUACAGGAACGACCUCCAAGAGGCUCAGAACCAGAAAGACCAUUACGGUAACCAAUAUGGUGAGCUGGCCAUGCAGAAGCGGGAAAUGAAUAAGGAGGUAGAAGCCAUGAAAGAGAAGUUCAGCGAGGCUAAAUUAGCCUCUCGGGACCACAGAGCCAGAAUAACCAAGGCUGAAGAUAAGGUUAAGAGAUACGAGGAGACACGACGCGUAGCUCUAGUUGAGAAGAAUCAAGCUUACGAAAAUCUUGAGGUGGCGAAGGAAGGAAAAGCCGAUGCAGAGAGAUCUAGGAGAAGGCAGGCGGAACUCGUAGAGGACUAUAUACGACAGGCGAGUCAGGUCGCUCCCGAUCGUGCUUACAUACCCGAAGGAGAGACUGUUCGUAGUAUCGAGCAUAAGUUCGACUCUAUCAGGGAGCAGCUGAAGAAGAUCCGUGGUCAGCUUGGUGGCACGGAUGAGGAAAUACAAAACCGGGCAUCGCAAGCAAUCCAGGAAUACCGAGAGGCUAAGAAGAACCACAAAAACCUCACUUCACUUGUGGACGAGUUGAAGAAAGCGUUGAUGGAUCGUUUACGCAAGUGGAGGACGUUUCAACGUCUUAUCUCUGCACAUGCCCGAUGCAACUUCAACUAUCUUCUUAGCGAGCGUGGCUUUAGAGGUGAGCUAUUUCUCGAUCACAAGGCCAAGAGGCUCCGAGUCCAAGUUGAGCCGGACGAAACGAGGAAGAGCAGUGCAGGUAGAAAUACGAAAACGCUGUCUGGCGGAGAGAAAUCCUUCUCGUCCAUUUGUCUUCUUCUUGCCAUAUGGGACGCAAUGGGAUCUCCCUUGCGAUGUCUUGACGAAUUUGACGUUUUCAUGGAUAACGUCAACCGUGCUAUAAGCACAAACAUGUUGAUUACCACCGCUCGUCGCUCUGUCGGCAAGCAAUUUAUCCUCAUCACCCCCAAUGCCAUCGAGGGCCGGGCAAAGAUUGACAAAGAUGUCAAGAUCAUCAGACUGACGGAUCCACGACAACGGCUUCUCGCCGACCACUGAUGUGAUUCGGUUUAUCAUGACGGCUAUAGGAAUUGUUUAUGUAGGGCUAGUAAAGCAUUGGUCCGGUUACGUGCAU